Molecule: messenger RNA, 1504 nt
Organism: Loa loa (African eye worm)
Lineage: Eukaryota; Metazoa; Nematoda; Chromadorea; Rhabditida; Onchocercidae
Product: cation efflux family protein
Exons: 9
Coding region: 11-1465 (484 amino acids)
Biological process (GO): monoatomic cation transport; transmembrane transport
Cellular component (GO): membrane
Molecular function (GO): monoatomic cation transmembrane transporter activity
Source: RefSeq, a predicted model, not a curated record
UUUCAGAGGAAUGGCAGGUGAUGGCUCAAGUAACGAAUCAACGUUACGGGUUGCUAGAAUGAGCGAUUCUACGACAUUAGAUGGUACGAAAAAGACGAAUAUACCGGUGACUUUUAAACUUCCUGAUUUUAACGAUGAUGAAGAAAUGGAAACGAGUGAAGAUGAUGAAUUUGCAUUUUGUCCUAGUGCGGGUCAUAUAACAACGGAGCAGUUACUUGAUAGAAAGACAACUCUUUCUUACAACAGUUACAGUACGUCUUCCAUUGGGAUCAUGUUCUCCCACCCAUUGCUUUUGCUAAACAGAAAUCCGAAACGAGUGAGCAAAUUUUAUCGAAAACAGUCGGACCUCGUGGAGAAUUUCAAGAGAGAUAGCACCGCCAUCGAAGAACACCGACGACGGAAGCAAAAAAUACAAAAUUCGGAAGGGAAUGUUGAAGAGCACAUCGAAUCCAAAAUGAUAUUGCUUGAGGGUGAUUCCAAUUCAGAAAAAAUAUUCCCGGAGAGCGCUUCAACAAAUGGUAAACACAAAACACCUGCAGUAAAAGUCAUGAAAAAAGUACAAUCCUCAAUGGAUGUAUCGGCGGAUAAGGCGGCACGAUGGUUGGCCAUGACUACUCUUAUUGCUAACGUUUCGUUAGCAAUCGCUAAGACUGCAGCAGCAUAUCUUUCCGGUUCGUUGUCAAUAAUCUCUUCGCUAGUUGAUUCAGCUGUCGAUAUCACUUCGGGUUUGGUGAUUUGGUUAACGGAUCGUGCCAUUAGAAAACGCGAUCCGUACAUGUAUCCUAGAGGGAGGACACGUUUGGAACCUAUCGCUUUGAUAAUUGUAAGUGUUAUAAUGGGAGUGGCGUCAGUUCAAAUGGUAGUGCAGUCCCUAGAGUCAGUUAUCCAUGAUACGGUCAAUCCAAGAGUGGAUAUUUUUUCGUUAUUCAUUAUGGUUACCAUUGUAUUCAUCAAAUUCGCCCUCAUGCUCCUAUGUAAAAAAUUGGAUUAUAAUUAUUCAGUAGCAGUGUUGGCGCAAGAUCACUGGAAUGACUGUAUAUCCAAUACAGUCGCCAUAGUAUGUGCUUGGAUCGCAUCAAAUUACUGGAUAUAUUUUGAUCCAAUCGGUGCCAUUGCUGUGUCCAUAUACAUUGCUACUACUUGGUUUUUCACAGGAAAGGAACAUUUAGCAAUGCUUUCUGGCAAGUCGGCUGAACCAGAGUUCAUUAAUCGUAUCGUGAAGGUAUGUGUGGAGCACGACAAGCGAAUAGAUUACAUCGAUACUGUUUACGUAUACCACUUCGGCACACGCUUUUUAGUAGAAGUUCACAUUGUGAUGAAUCCAGAAAUGACACUUCGCGAGUCGCAUGACAUUAGCGAAGCGCUACAGACUAGUAUUGAAAGUUUGGCGGAAGUAGAAAGAGCUUUCGUCCAUUGUGACUACGAAUUUGAUCAUCUACCUGCUGAUGAACAUAAAGUUGUGUAAAGAUCGUUGCUGCCCUCCUUUCUACUUGACCAGUACAGC